AUGCGGUCCUUCGUCGCUACAUCGAUGCCCCUCCUCCGCGACUUCAUCCCCCGAGCCAACCACCCGCAAGUUGCGCCGCACCCUCUGCAGCAGCAGCAAACACGACCGGCCUCGUCAAAGGCACACCCCCCUUCGGCUACAGCGUCGGCUACACCGGAUGCCCAGGUCCCAACGGAAGACGAGCCGAAAACAGUUUUGAAUAGUCAGAGUGAACCAGAAGUCGCCAAGGAACAAUACCGAAACACGACCAAGGAGUUCUUCGACAAGCUGGAAGAGGCGGAGCGGUAUGAUCAAAGAUUGGCAAAGGCGGUCCGAAAAGAGGGCGAGAAGAAGCCAUGGACUGAUCUAUUCAAACCGACGGACCAGAUUCACGUUAUGGGACUCAACAUCCAGGGACGAUACGUUGCACACACGCUAGCCGGCGCCGAGACGAUACCGCCGCCGAUUUUCAUGAUCAACCGAUGGAAUCUGCUCAUGAGAUGGAAUGAAGCGGGAAGGUGCUUGAAGCUUCACAGGGAAAAGCAAGUCAUUGUCCGCGACAGGAUCAGGGCACAGUUCACGCCGCCAAUCUGUGGCCCUCAUCCGAGGAAGGAGAAGGACACCCACAUCAGCAACCUCGUAGUGACUGUUCCAGCCGGGCACACGGUCGAAGCCCUCGGCCAAAUCAGCCACCGGCUUGACCACAACUCGACCAUUGUUUUGAUCCAAGAGGGACUGGGUGUCGCCGAGUCUAUCUGCAAAGCCUACUUCCCUAUCGAAAGCCAGCGGCCCGUGUUUAUCCUUGGCCACUUGACGACCCGUUUGGGCCUGGGCGACCAGACAUUUGAGUUCGGUGAGGUGCGACCUGGAAGGCUCUUCCUGACUGUCUACACCCCCCACUCAGACAAUAUCGGCCCACUCGCACCCAUUGUGAUCAAGAAGCACCCGCCCACUUUGUGGCAACGAAGGGGAGCGCAUCUACUCAAGCUUCUCACAUCGAUUCCGGAACUCAAUGCUACCGGUCACCGAACGGACGAGUUCUUGCAGAUGAAGCUACCAGCGGUGGCGUUCCGAGCGGUGGCUGAUCCCCUGGCGACGAUUCUGGAUUCCACCUACGACAAGAUCCCCGAAAACCCGAACGCGCGUGAGCUCAUGGACAGGAUGCUUUCCGAGGUUGCCGAUGUGGUUUCCCACUUGCCCGAGCUGAAGGGCCUGGAGCAGUUCCGGGUCGCCAAUGCCCUACCGUUCAUGCGGUCGGAAGUGUUCCACAGGUUGAAGAGAAAGGGAACCGCCGACGUUCCCAUGCGCAGGUUGACUUCCAUGGGUCUGGACACGGAUAUCGGCUACGUUACGGGCUACUUUGUCAUUCGCGGCAAGAUGUUGGGGGUACCGGUGAAGGCCCUAGAGAGUCUCUGGUCUGCCGUCAAGGCCAAGCAGCAGGUUCUAGCAGAGAGGAGGAAGAGGUAUGUACCCUUUGAGGUUCCGUUCCAGCCAACACUUGUUCCUCAUACUCCGGAGCCAUGGACCAAUUACCCCGACAGGGUCUGGCCUGAACCCCUGAAGAACCUUCUCAACAAGAUCAGGUGA
Messenger RNA from Sordaria macrospora k-hell, 1566 nucleotides. RefSeq lists its product as uncharacterized. Gene Ontology annotation, molecular function: 2-dehydropantoate 2-reductase activity; NADP binding. Lineage: Eukaryota; Fungi; Ascomycota; Sordariomycetes; Sordariales; Sordariaceae. The record is from RefSeq and is a predicted model, not a curated record. Gene Ontology annotation, cellular component: cytoplasm; mitochondrion.